This is a messenger RNA of Toxoplasma gondii ME49, 291 nucleotides long. RefSeq lists its product as hypothetical. The transcript is spliced from 3 exons. Lineage: Eukaryota; Apicomplexa; Conoidasida; Eucoccidiorida; Sarcocystidae. The record is from RefSeq and is a predicted model, not a curated record. The coding region runs from base 1 to 291 and encodes 96 amino acids.
AUGCAAAUAACAUGGAAACCAAACUUGGCCACUGUAGUGACUACGUCCUCACCAAGGAAUGACACGAGGAGUGCCUGGCGGAAAUUGCGCCUGGGCACUGUCCAGGACUGCCUCGAUGUCCUUCCCUCUCUUCUUGAGCUGGGACUUGAUGCUACGUUCGGAGGCGUCGAGGGCUUUCCUCGCUCCAGCGUCAUAGAAUUUUCUCUGUAUGGCCUCCCUCCUUAUGAGAUCGAAGUACUUGCUGACCACCUUCUCCACGUCUUCGGGACGAUCUGCACGUUCUUUCUCUAG